This is a messenger RNA of Linum trigynum, 1556 nucleotides long. The record is from the annotation of a GenBank genome assembly. Lineage: Eukaryota; Viridiplantae; Streptophyta; Magnoliopsida; Malpighiales; Linaceae.
GUUACGGAUUAAACUCACCCGUAAUUUGUGAAAUUCCCCGAGCUAGAUAAAACCCAACCCUAAUCCCAUGCUCCACUCGGCAACAGUCAAGGUAAUUAAAACCUAAAGCAGCCUUUUAAUCUCUCCACCGAACUGUUCCGGACCUGGGAUGCUAAAGCGGCGCAUCUCUCCCUACUAUGAGAGGCGUGUGCUUAAGCAACUAGAGGGCAAUUCUACGGGACAAAACAAAGCGGCGCCAUUGAGAGCUGCUCGUUCGAGGCGGCUGGUGAAAUCAAACAGGAAGGCGGCAUCGUCCCAACUACGAGCGUUCAUUCGUCCGAGCGGGAUCUGUUCGUCUGAGAGUAAGGCCUCUAUUGGUCCAACAAUCUCGCCCAAGGGGGAUCUUCCUGAAGAGACGGGAAUCCCUCCCUAUUACGAGAGCAGCUACCUUGACCAGGCUGCUUGCGAUUUAAUGGACUAGGAGCGACCAGGAGAUCGCGCGCGGAUGGAGGACUGUUAGCGGCGGCCAGGCUGGGUGCUUGCGAUUUAAUGGACCAGGCUGCUUAAAGCAACUAGCUUAAACAAGCAGGAGAUUGCGGCGGAUGGAGGACUGCUAGUGGCGGCGCCUACUCUCUCUACGACGAGAGGUGCUAGCUUAAGCAAGCAGGACCAUUAGUGGUGACCAUUAUUUCUGCACGGCGCCAAGAGAGGUGCUAGCUUAAGCAAGCAGGACCAUUAGUGGUGAAGCAAAUUCAAGCAAGCAGGAGCCGAUUCAGCAGCUUGGCGAUUCAGCAGGAGAUUGAUUGGCGGCGGCCAUUAUUAAGCAGGCAGGAGGAGGCCAAUUAUUAAGCAGGCAGGAGGCGGCACCUAACCAAGCAUGUGGUGUCGGCAAAUUCGGGCAAAAGCGCAUAAUCAAGCCAGUUCCGACGGAAGUAAGGUGAGUGUAAAGGGGGUAAAUUCUACGCCUUACGUGUUCUUUCAAGAAUUGCAAGUCUUGAGUAUUUCGAUGAAGUGAAUGUCGUUGUUGGAUUGUGCUUAUGGUUGAUUAUAUGUGAUUUUGUUUGAGCUAUGCUUGAUGUGAAUGUGCAUGAGUUCUUAUAUAAAUUUGAGCUUUAAGUUUAUAAGUUAUUGUUGAAGUUAAGAAACAAGUUCUUUUUAGGAAGUAACUCACCUUCAAGAAGGUGAAGUCGUUUUAAGUGUUUUUAGUCACUAGCGCCAGUCCGUUGCCUUUUGAGACAGUUUGAGAUAGAGCAGCAGUUAUGCUCUUGAGACAUUUAAGAUGGGCAGCAGUUAUGCCCUUGAGAAUCGUGGUGGAGAGCCACCACGAUAAGUUUAAGAUGUUAGGGGGAUGAAUCGUUACGACUUCCCUAACUAAGUUUAAGUUUAAGGAAAUCGGACUAGCUAGUGAGGGAUCCCAGUGUCAGUCAAGUAUUUGAGUCAAGCUUUGAGAUUUAAGAGUGGAGUAACAGUAACUCCCUUUCAGUUUUAAGAGUUAAGAUUUUUAAUAGUGGAAGUACAAAACAACUUCCACUCAGUUAAGUAAAGUGAUCAAGCAUUAAUAAGAUGUUAAACGUAAG